Molecule: messenger RNA, 1845 nt
Organism: Trichoderma aggressivum f. europaeum
Lineage: Eukaryota; Fungi; Ascomycota; Sordariomycetes; Hypocreales; Hypocreaceae
Exons: 2
Coding region: 1-1845 (614 amino acids)
Biological process (GO): proteolysis
Cellular component (GO): fungal-type vacuole
Molecular function (GO): zinc ion binding; metalloaminopeptidase activity
Source: RefSeq, a predicted model, not a curated record
AUGUGUCUGUCUUAUCCGCCCCCCCCCCCCCCCUUAUCGCGGGGUCUCAACGGCCCUCCUCGGCCCCGCUCUGCCGCCUUCAAGGCGUGCCGCUUCCGGGAACUUUUGGACCUCGAGCUUCUAAUUUUGCCCAACGCCCGCCUGAGCCCCUCCAGAACCCCUCCAGAACAACUAGGACUUCUCCGCACUUCUCGAGAUUCUCCCUCCCAUUUUAUCUUCACCGUCACAACCUGCAUGAUCUGCUCUUCGACAGCGAGACGGUCGAUGACAGCAAUCCAGUCUUUGGCAUUUACCAGCCCAACUGCUACUACUACAAGAAGAACCAGAACAUCACCGUUUUCGACCACCGCCUUCGUCAUGGCUCCCCCGCAGGCCGCGCUCGACUUUGUCGACUUUGUCAACUCUUCUCCCACUCCGUACCACGCCGUCAAAUCCGCCUCGGCCCUCUUCGAAAAGGCCGGCUUCACCCUCAUCCGCGAGCGCGACUCUUGGGCAUCGGCCCUCCGCCCCGGCGGCAAGUACUACCUCACCCGCAACGGCUCGUCCAUCGUGGCCUUUACCAUUGGCCGCAAGUGGCGGCCCGGUAACCCCGUCGCCAUCGUCGGCGCCCACACCGACUCGCCCUGCCUGCGCGUCAAGCCCGUCUCCAAGAAGAGCAACGUCGGGUACCUGCAGGUCGGCGUCGAGACGUACGGCGGCGGCAUCUGGCACUCGUGGUUCGACCGCGACCUGAGCCUCGCCGGCCGCGUCAUGGUGCGCGAGGGCGACAAUGUCGUCCAGAGGCUCGUCAAGGUGGACAAGCCGCUGCUGCGCAUCCCCACGCUCGCCAUCCACCUGCACCGCCAGGCAAGCUUCGAGCCCAACAACGAGAUUGAGCUGUUCCCCAUCGCGGGCCUGGCCGCCGCCGAGCUCAACAAGAGCAAGCCCGAGGAGCAGCAGCCCGAGGGCGACGACAACGCCAUGGAGGAGGACGAGGACUUUAAGCCGCUGGAGAAGAUGACGGUGCGCCACCACCCGGCCGUGCUCGACGUGGUUGCCAACGAGGCCGGCGUCGACGUGGCCGCCAUUGUCGACUUUGAGCUGGUGCUCUACGACACGCAAAAGUCCGUCAUCGGCGGCAUCAACGACGAGUUCGUCUUCUCGCCCCGCCUCGACAACCUGGGCAUGACCUACUGCUCCGUCGAGGGCCUCAUCUCCUCCGUCAGCAGCCCCGACGCCCUCGACGCCGACUCCACCAUCCGCCUGACCGUCUGCUUCGACCACGAGGAGAUUGGCUCCCAGUCCGCCCAGGGCGCCCACUCCAACCUGCUGCCGUCGGUGCUGCGGCGCCUGUCCGUCCUGCCUGGCAACCGUGACGCCGCCAGCGACGGCAGCUACGAGCACGUCCACCACGAGGGCGAAGAGGCCACGGCCUACGAGCAGACGCUCUCCCGCUCGUUCCUCGUGUCCGCCGACAUGGCGCACGCCGUCCACCCCAACUACGCCGGCAAGUACGAGUCGUCGCACCAGCCCGCCAUCAACGGCGGCACCGUCAUCAAGAUCAACGCCAACCAGCGCUACGCCACAAACUCGCCCGGCAUCGUCAUGCUCCAGGAGUGCGCCCGCAAGGCCGGCGUCCCGCUGCAGCUCUUCGUCGUCCGCAACGACUCGCCCUGCGGCAGCACCAUCGGACCCGGCCUGGCCGCCAAGCUGGGCAUGCGCACGCUCGACUUGGGCAAUCCCCAGCUCAGCAUGCACAGCAUCCGCGAGACGGGCGGCACUGCCGACGUCGGAAACGCCAUCAAGCUGUUUGCCAAGUUCUUUGGCAGCUACGGCGAGAUUGAGCCCAAGAUCCUGGUUGAUUAA